Messenger RNA from Purpureocillium takamizusanense, 1542 nucleotides. RefSeq lists its product as uncharacterized. Gene Ontology annotation, molecular function: carbohydrate:proton symporter activity. The record is from RefSeq and is a predicted model, not a curated record. Gene Ontology annotation, biological process: carbohydrate transport; transmembrane transport. The coding region runs from base 1 to 1542 and encodes 513 amino acids. Lineage: Eukaryota; Fungi; Ascomycota; Sordariomycetes; Hypocreales; Ophiocordycipitaceae. Gene Ontology annotation, cellular component: membrane. The transcript has 8 exons.
AUGUCCGGCUCCACCGGAGGAAAGGUUACCUGGUUCAACCUAGCAGUUGUCCUAGUUCUCUGCUUUGGCAGCUUAACCUAUGGAUAUUCUUUUAGCAUAGUGUCCACGACGUUGGGGCAGCCUUCAUGGUUCGCCUACUUUGAUCUUACGCAAGACCCAACGGAUGCGAAAAAAUACUCUUACACCAACUCCAUCAUAGGAACCGUCAAUGGACUGUUUUCUGUCGGCGGCUUCCUUGGCGCCACCUUUGUCGGUUGGUCCUGCGACUACUUGGGCAGGAAAAAAACGCUCCUCGUAGCUACUCCGGUUGCCAUAAUCGGAGGCGCAUUCCAGGGUGGCGCAGCCCAUAUUGCCAUGUUUCUCGUCGGCCGUCUCCUAAGCGGGUUCGCUGUCGGCAUCCUGGUUGUCCUCACUCCGCUGUUCCAGGCGGAGAUUGCGCCGCCUGCCAUGCGAGGCUUCUUGGUGUCACAGCACGGUGUUGUACUUGUCGCCGGCUAUUCCCUGGCGGCUUGGAUGGGAGUGGCCUGCUACUUCUCCCCGAAUGAGGCUUUCCAAUGGAGGUUUCCACUGGCCCUCCAGGCGCUCUGGCCGCUUGGGAUGUUGAUGCUAACUCCGGUACUACCCGAAUCUCCGCGUUGGUUACUUGCACAAAAUCGCCUUGACGAGGCCUGGGCAGUCACCUUGAAACUGCAUACCAAUGGAAAUGAUACAAAUGUCGCAGACCACGACUUCGCAAAGAAGGAGUUCUACCAGAUGAAGGAACAGACCCAAGCCGAUCUUGUCUCUACUAGCGGCGAGACUAUCUGGACACUGUUCACGAAGCCGUCUUACCGUAAGCGCAUGAUUUGCGCCUUCCUCGUCAUGUUUGGGUCCGAAUCUACCGGCAUCUUGGUUGUUUAUAACUACAGCGUGCUCUUGUACCAGGGACUCGGUUUCAAGGGCAGCAUCCCGCUCAUCUUGGCGGCUGCAUACGUGACAGUUGCUUGCGUAGGCAACUACAUCAAUUCUUUGCUGGUCGAUCGUUUCGGUCGAGUCAGGCUUCUGGUGAUCGGAUUUACUGGAUGUCUCGUAAGCCUGAUUUUCGAAGCUGCCCUUAGCGCAAAGUACAUCGGCACAAACGAAAACAAAGGACUCGGUGCAGGUGUUUUCUUCAUGUUCCUCUACAUUACAUUCUAUGGCUGCUGUAUCGAUGCCAACACUUAUGUUUACUGCUCUGAGAUUUUCCCCACGCAUAUUCGCUCCAGGGGCCUUGCCUUUUCGCUCGUGGUGCUUUUCCUAUCGACCAUUGCCUAUCUUGAGCCGGCCCCUACGGCGUUUGCUCAAGUCGGCUGGAAGUUCUACCUACUCUUCAUUCUCCUGACAGUGAUAAUUACCCCUAUCAUGGCCUGGUAUCUUCCAGAGACCAAGGGUCUCACGCUUGAAGAGAUCGGAGAGAAAUUUGGGGACAAAGUUAUAGUGCACAUUACCCACAUCUCCGAGUCCGAGCGCCAGGAGCUAGACGAGAAGAUCGAGUCAUCAGCUCACGAGAAUGGAUGUGCGUGA